Molecule: messenger RNA, 1389 nt
Organism: Selaginella moellendorffii
Lineage: Eukaryota; Viridiplantae; Streptophyta; Lycopodiopsida; Selaginellales; Selaginellaceae
Product: pentatricopeptide repeat-containing protein At4g02750
Exons: 1
Coding region: 1-1389 (462 amino acids)
Biological process (GO): RNA modification
Molecular function (GO): protein binding; RNA binding
Source: RefSeq, a predicted model, not a curated record
AUGGCCAAGAGGGACAAGUUCAGCUGGGAUCUUUUGCUGGUUGCCUACUGCAAAAACGGGCACUUUGAGGAAGCGCGAAAGUUCUUCAGCUGCAUGCCGUGCUGGAGCCUCGUGUCAUUUACUACUAUGAUUUCUGUUGCCUCCCAGAGAGGCCAAAUGCAAGAAAUACAAUCUGUUACAAACUUGAUGCCAGAGCACGAUCUUUUCUCCAUAAACGCGGUGCUUUUUGCCUUUGCCGAAAAUGGGCAUCUUGAUUCUGCCAAGGUAGUCUUUAGCAAAAUGCCUGCUCGCAACUUGGUCUCAUGGACGACGAUGCUGGGGGCUUUAUCUCAGCUCGCGGAUGUGGAAAGCACUUUUGAAGAGAUGCCGGAGCACGAUGUCGUCUCGUGCACUUGCGCAAUUGCAGCAUUCUCCCGUCACGGGCAUCUGGAGUCUUCUCUGGAGCUCUUCCACGCCAUGCGUGUGAGGAAUCUCUCGACUUGCACGGCAAUCCUCUCCGGCUACGUCCACUGCGGCCUCCUGAAAGAGUCUGAGCGCUUCUUUCACAAUCAGAUGCCACAGCACGAUCUUGUCUCCGUCACAACGCUGCUCGUCGCCUACGCCCAAAGCCAACGCCUUGAGGAAGCUAGCUGCCUCUUUGAUUCUCUUCCAUACGUAGAUGCCGUGUGUUGGAACGCCAUAGCCAUGGGACUUUCCCAGUGCGGCCUCCUGGACGAAACCACGAAAAUCCUCGACAAAAUGCCGGCAUGGAAUCUUGCAACCUGGAACACUCUUCUAACAUCACACUCCUUGCAAGGGAAUCUUACCGGGGCUAGAAGAGUCUUUCACGAAAUGCCAGACAAGAACUUGGUGUCAUGGAACGCAAUGCUCUCGGCGUAUGCUCAAAACGGGCAUCUUUCUCUUGCAAGGAAGGUGUUCCAAACGAUGCCCCUGCGCAGCGUUGAAUCCUUCAGUGCAAUGCUGACCGCAUAUGCCCAAGCCGGCAGCCCCAGCGACGUGUUUGAUUCCUUCGAAGAGAUGAAGCUAGUGGAGAUGCCCGACGAUUCCUGCUUCACUUUGGUGCUGAUGGCGAGCAGCCAAAUGGGCGAGCCCAAUGUCGGCGGCUCCUACUUCAACUCCAUGCGUCUGGAUUACGGAGUGGCGGCCAGGAAGCAACACUACUGCUGCAUUGUGGACAUGCUGGGGCGAGCGGGAUACCUGGAUGCGGCGGAAGAGCUUGCGCAAACCAUGCCUUUUCUUCCCAACUCGUGGGACUGGACGUCCAUGCUAAGUUCUUCCAGAGGUGAUAGAAUCUGGAAAAACGGUGCUCGAGUGACGAAACGAGCUUUGCUUUCGAGCCCCAGCGAUGGAGCUUCUCUUGUGCUGCUCGCAAACUCACGCUCCUCUUGA